CGACACCAUGAAAGUGGCCGUGCUGGACCUUGGCACCGUCUUCGCCAAACUCUUCAAGCCCCCCGCUUCGUCCUCCUCGCCCCCUUUCUCGCCGGCCGCCGGCGCCUCGCCGCCCAAGUCGCUGCUGCUCCUGCCUCCCUCUCCGUGCCCUCCUUUGCCCGGCCGCAGCGCUGCCUUGGCGCCCGCAGGGGGCUCGUCUAUCCCCGGCGCCACUCGGGCCAAGGCCGCCGCCGCCCCGGCCACCAGCUCCCCACGCUUGGCUGCGCCGCCUUUGCCUAGAGAGCCGGGGGCUUGGGCCGCGCCGGCGGGGAAGCAGCUGCUCUUCUUCACCUUGCCCGAUAUCGGGGAGGAGGGCGCGCCCGACGCCGACCCCCAGGAGGACGCCGCGGCGCCCAGAAGAGGACUGUCCAAAGGAUCUUCAGACCAUGGGUUACAAGAAAAGAGUGAAGAGUCUCUCCCAGCACCUUUCACCAAAAGCAUCCAAGAAGCAAUUAACAACUAUACCUUUGUUUCUGUUUCAACGUUCUCAUCUAGUGGGCAGACAACACCCACCGACUUGAAUCGUUCCUGGUCAGGGAUACAGAGUUACAAUACUGGCCCAUCUACAGAGAGAAGCUCAGUAUACUCCUGGAGGGACGAUGAAUUUGAUAAAGCUAACACACAAAGAGUGCAUCAGUUAUUUUGGGAUGUGGAUGAAAUGCUGUUCGAAGGCAAAGUGAGUUCCCAAACUGAGAAUCUGAGGGCAGAAUGUAAAGAUUGGACCAACAGAUCUCUUCACCUAAGGAUCUUGGGAAAACAGCUCAUUCUUCCUAAUGAUGAAGGCUUUCAGCACUACCAGAGAAGAAAUGCCAACUCUGUAUGUUCCAGAUCCUUACCUAGUUUGAGUGAAAUGACCAGCAGUAUGAAAGAGUUAUGCAUUUCGGGCUCUAAACUGAUCCCCGCAGCAUCUCCAGGGCACAAGGCAUUCAGCGCUGAUUCAUCAGGGAUUCCUGUAGCUGAGUCAUCUGUGUAUUCAUUUUUGGAAGAAGAAAUCUAUGAUGCAGAGGGGAAAAUUGAAGAGUAUCUUGCAUUUGACAACAAGGAACUUGAUGAUGAGAGUUUGGAGCAAAAGAAAUCUCGGCGUGCUCAGAAGAGGACGAAGCGUGGCAUUCCUCCAGUUUCCCCCAAUGCCUGCAUCAAAGAUACUGUCAGUGCAGAGAUAUUUGAUCACGUCUGGAAGAGUGUGAUUGAAGUACUGGAAGAACUAAUAAGAAAAAGCUGGGAAUCAGCUAUUGCAGAGAAUGACAAACAGAUGGAGAAACUGAAAGCUAUUGGAAAUAAAUUGCCACAUCUGUCUGUCCCUCGUGUUACCGUAGAUACAUCAAGCGUACCUCCAUCAAGAGGGUCAGAGGCUCGAGUGGCAUCUUUUGGCUUACACUUUGUCCCAUCACAGCUACAUCGUUUUCCUAGCAAUUUGUACAGCGAUUUGAAUGGUGUUAUGACAAUUCAAGCUAAACCACUGCAACAGAGGCACUCUGGCUUAGCAGAAAAGACUCAGAUCGAGCAAGAAGAUAAGCUACAACCAACAGGUCCCAGUGUUAACUCAGCAAGAAAUCGGCUGGGGCGGAUUACUGACAGCAGUGUUCUUUCGUCUUCUCGGGUGUUGCAGGGAUCCUCUAGGAAAACGCCAGGCCAUCGUAGGCUGCCAUCUAUCAUCCCUGAUCCAUUGCGCUCAAAAACCUCCAAUGUUUACAGCGAUGAAGUUCUUAGGGGGACAAAACUGUGCACAGCCUUAGAUCGCGUUUCCUUUCCCCUUCCACCUACAACACGGAACAAGUUGCCACCAAUAAGUUCAGAAGUUGUUGAUCAAUAUCUUUCCGUUCCAGGAUCCCGGCAAGGCUUUCACAGAAGAAGAUACCCUCCCAGCAGAAUAUCCAGUGCAGUACCUGAUGCUACUGAACGACAGCCGCUUAGAGAGCGCACUGUAGUACUUGAUCAGUUUUCAAGACCCAAUACCACUCACACAUUCCGGUUAGAUGCAUCUCAUAAAAGGUCAUUGACUUCUAUGGAUUUUGCUAAUCAUAUAUGGACAGGUCAAGGAGUACAGACAGGUUCACAAUUCCAUGUAAAGUCAUUUCAGAGAAAUUCAUCCAUCUCUAGGAGGAGAUUUCAGGUUGCUUCCUAAUGUGGCAGAUGACAACGGGCUGAUCAGUACUUGGUGGGAAACUACAAUGUCCAGCUUUAGCGUAAAGAAGGAUGAAGAACGAGUCAUGCAGUUCUGUAAAUUAGUAUUGUCUCUGCAUACGGCCUUGUAUUGAACAUUGUGUCACCAAAAACGUCUUCUAAAUGAACAUUAACAAAAGCAAAUGGAGGCAGCAAGCUAAUGUCUGAAAUGCAGAAUAAAUGUUAGUGAUAUUUGCUUUCUAAGGGCAUAUGCUAGCUUCUAUAGGAAAGUGCUUUCCUGGAUCUGCUUUCUUUGUGGACAAAUGCAAGUAAAAACAAAAACUGAGCCAAAAUUUCCCAUUAGCUUCGGUCUCCCCCUCAAAACUUGGGCUAUUCAUGUUUCAUCUUUCAGUUAAAUACUAAGCAGAUUGCAUGAAAGUCAACUGUUUCACUGCUUUUCAUCCAAUUUUUUUUCAAAAGGUCAGGCAAAGCCUCCAAAGACUGAUUUUAAGACUCCAGGAUUCUCUGCAGUGCUUGCACUAAUCUGCAUGAAAGAGAUUAGCAAACUGCUGUCCCUCAGGAGCCAAGGAGUUUGUAAUCCCUGAUUUUAUUGACCAAGCUCAGGGAAGAACCUGACUGACGGAUAUAAAAAUUACACAGAGUGCCUUUGGAUAUGCCCCGUUUACCUUCUUUGUGCCCUGUGUCGUAUCUAACAAUCUUGCACCAGCUCUGCCUCACAUGCUGGGCAGAGGACUUGAAAAUCAGUCUUUAGGAGACUUUUGAACACUCCUUUAUGAUAUCCAAGAUUGGGAUGAAAAAAAGAAUGAAAGUGAAACUAAAGGGCCAAACUGUAAUGAUAUCUCUGUGGCAGGUUUUCCUGCUGUUUUUUAAAUCUUUGGGUUGCAGCCAUGUUGGACUUUGACACAGAGAAAGGAAGGGAUUUAAUUCUUUCCUCUCCCUCCCCUGCCAACCUUUUUGUAAUCUAAAACAUCCUUCAGGCUGCCAUUUUGUCCACCAGGGAAAACAAGAACAUGUAGAUGUUUCUUUCCCUUUUUUUACAGGGUUUAUGCAUUAUACAAGAAAGGCACCAACUGACAACUGCAUCAAAAAUGUGUGUGCAUGUGGAAGCAAUCCUAAACAGGUCUACUUGGAAUAAGUCCAGAUUUAUUCAGUGGGCCUUACUCCCAGGGAAGCACUCUUGGAGUUGCAGCUCAUGUGUCAUAAAUCCAGUCAUGAAAUCAAAAACAGAAGACCAGUGUGUUGCUAAAGUACUAUUUUGCAAACACAGUGAAGUGUUUUAGAACACAAGCAUCCAUGGAGGAAUUUAGAUGGGGAUAAUUUUGUAAACAUCCUUGGUUUACACUUCCCUCGAGUUGUCCGUGCAUUACCAGUGUUUUGACUGUCAUGAAUAUUGAUUAUGUGAAGAUUUCAAGUUCUUACCUAAUUUUUCUAUUUAUGCCCACUCCUUUGUUUUAAAAGUAUUGUCUUACCUCUUAACCUGGCUUUUCUUUUUCCUUGACAUCACCUCCUUGAAGUGUGAUUAGAGAUCCAGAAUUCACUCUUUGCCAGUAGCUAGCAUACCAAGUGCUCUAAAGCAGCUCCAGUAGAAUCAUUCACUGGAAAAGAAGACUGCUCCAUCUAGCAGAAUUGUUGCAUAAACUGUCAGGAACUGAGCCCAUUUUCUGGAUUAUGCAUAAUAGAUAUGGGAUUUUUAUCUUCCUGAACUUUUAAAAAUAACACAUGCUAAUACAAUCGGAUCUUUUAAUCUGUUGUUUUAGCAAACUGAUUAAAAUGUUUGCUUCAGAAGCCAAAGCAUCAUUUCAUACCAAGACUUUUAUUUUGAUAUAUUUGCUGUUUUCAUAACAUUAGAGACUUCAGUAGAUCACUCAGCCAAGCCGUUGCUUUUCUUAAAGAACUAUGGGUCAACAAUGCAAAAGUCCCAUUCAUUUUCUCUGUGUAAUAGGUGUAUACACACACACACACAGAGGACAAGAAGACUUUGAUAACUAUUUAGAACUUCUCCAAGGAGCUCAAGUAUUUUAUGGGCUUGACACAUCCUGUGUUCACAGCAACCUAGUAAGGUUGAGAAAUUCUAGGUUUGGAUCCAGUGUUAAAUUUCACCAAUGGAAAGGCAGGGGUAAAUUUUGUUGAUUCUCUUGUUCCACUGCAGAGUCUGAAUCCCCCUCUCACAUACACAUUCUGUUCCCGGGCGUCCCCUCUCCCCCAAAUGUAGUAUUUUGGGGUGCAUUUUUAACUGCAUUUAGAGGAGGAGGUGAGGGUCCCAUUCCAUUGAUGAAAAUCCUUUCAAUCAGGAGACAUUUUUCAGAGAAUCCAAGCCACUAUCUCAAACCAGUAUGUUUUUUUCACAUUCUGUUGCUGUCUACAGCUCAAAUUCCAAAGUUUGUAGUACGCUUUAUCAAGUGGGAGGUGGGACUUGGAAUGUUAUCACUGUUGAUAGGCAUCAGUCUGUCUUCAAGUUGCUGAACAAAAUAACUUAUCUAAAAUGGUUGCCAAUGUUGUACAUUUAAAAUAAACAUUUCAGUAUG
Molecule: messenger RNA, 4688 nt
Organism: Heteronotia binoei (common prickly gecko)
Lineage: Eukaryota; Metazoa; Chordata; Lepidosauria; Squamata; Gekkonidae
Gene: FAM149A
Product: family with sequence similarity 149 member A
Exons: 14
Coding region: 8-2164 (718 amino acids)
Source: RefSeq, a predicted model, not a curated record